AAAACUACAUUUCCCAAAAGUGUGACGAAAUCGUCGGCCGUUUUCCACGGGACCGACAGAAUUCCACAGUUGCAUCCUAAAGUUAGCGUCCUCACAGAGAUCUCACGAUGACAGAACGAGCUAACAACUUCCCACCUCUGCCUGCGUUUUUUCGCAUUAAGCCAUGUUUCUACCAAAACAUUGACGAGGAAAUCCCUCAGCCUCAUUGCCAGCUUGUUCGCAGAGUUUACAACCUUUGGAUCUUGUACUCUAUUACGCUAUGCGUCAACGUGGUGUCUUGCAUAGCCUGGUGGGCUGGCGGUGGUGGUGCAGUUAACUUUGGGCUCGCUCUCCUGUGGCUCUUGCUGUUCAGUCCUUGUAGUUACACCUGCUGGUUCAGGCCCCUUUACAAGGCAUUCAGGGCUGACAGCUCGUUCAACUUCAUGGCAUUCUUCUUCAUUUUCUUCCUUCAGUGUGUUCUGGCUUUCAUUCAGACCUUAGGGAUAUCUGGUUGGGGUGCAUGUGGUUGGAUAGCAACAGUGCUGUUUUUCAGCACUAACGUGGGAUCUGCUGUGGUUAUGCUCUUCUCAGCUGUGCUGUUCACUAUAGUCACAGUGCUUAUGGGACUGGUUCUUAUCAGGGUUCACCGGCUUUACCGUGGUGGGGGAGGAAGCUUUCAGCGUGCUCAGGAGGAAUGGAGCACUGGGGCAUGGAAAAGUGCCCCUGUCAGAGAAGCUGGCUUUAAUGCCAUUGCUGAGAGCGGCCCAAGUCUUCCCCAGUACCCUGCUGCUGUACCCAGUUAUCCAGAAAGCGGACCGUGGUGAUGAACCAUUUCGGACUCUAGAUGGAGCCAGAGUGCUCCUUUUCUCCUGCGUUGAGCAGAUAUCUCAAUAACCUCAUGCCUCCACAUGAAUGACGUAACACUGAAAUGGUGAAAAUUCUACAGAAAGGGGACUAAACACCCCAUGUAGAAAUCCAUUGUACUUUUUGUUUACAAACCACAUUGCCAAAACGGUUGCAUAACAACUCAGUCACAUGUGGAGGAAUGUAAAUAUUGUUACUGGAUGAAACAAUUGUGCAGAUAAGGUACUGCUCACCCUCAAGUCAUGGCAGCUUCCAAAAUCGUUCAUUGGGAAUGUGAAAAAUUUGAGAAAUAGAACUGUGUUUAUUUUACAAAGUGAUUCCUUACACCACACGUCAAAUGUGCUGCAUCCAUGAUUCAUUCUUUGAUCUUUUGCUGGAAAUGAUUCAGAUUUUAAAAGAUACAAACAUGAGUUAAAGGUCUCUACAUUUACCAGAAACUGACAUUCUUAGUCAUUUUAUACCUUGAAAAUAUGCAUAGGAGUUGCAUGCUUUUUAAGUUGCCAAUAACAUUUUACUUUUCAAAGUGAAGUUCAUGCUUUUUCAAUCUGCUAUUUUGUGCCUGAUCUCUGCCUUAAUUUUCCUAGUGCAUUUAGCAUGUGCAAAGAAUUAUCUUUCAAGUUGCCUGACAUUCUGCAGUUCUGCAAGUGGAUAUGGCCACAUCCAUUUAUGCAGAAUUAUUAUUAUUUGCUCAGUGCAUUUUUCUGUCUGCGUUCAGAUAUCCACUGUAUUUGAUUUCAGUACCCUGCUGUUAAAGUAUACAUUCCUUUAGUCAGUGUUCCAGCUAUCAUAUUUCAUUGUGUUCCUAUAUGGAACACUAUGUUUACAGAGUGGCCAUUUGAACCUGGGUUUGAAACACUGCGAGUAUAGAACUUGAUCUUUUUUUUUACUUUAUUUUUUACCCUCUGUGGAAUCACAAGAGGGUAGAUUUUUCAUCUCUGACAUUUCAUCUCUGGGCUCGAUUAUAUGUGUAACUAACACUAAAUAUCUUUGAUAUGAUUAUAAAUGCAUCAGAUAUCAAAUAUGUUACUGACAUGGCUAAGUAAAGGCAAUUAAAUAAAAACAUUCCUUUUCAGAUUGAAUGUAA
Colossoma macropomum (tambaqui) is the source of this 1927-nucleotide messenger RNA. It is a transcript of the gene scamp4, whose product is annotated as secretory carrier membrane protein 4. Bases 108 to 803 code for a protein of 231 amino acids. The transcript is spliced from 7 exons. Lineage: Eukaryota; Metazoa; Chordata; Actinopteri; Characiformes; Serrasalmidae. Gene Ontology annotation, cellular component: recycling endosome membrane; trans-Golgi network membrane. The record is from RefSeq and is a predicted model, not a curated record. Gene Ontology annotation, biological process: protein transport.